Labrus bergylta (ballan wrasse) is the source of this 408-nucleotide messenger RNA. RefSeq names its product bifunctional protein GlmU-like. The record is from RefSeq and is a predicted model, not a curated record. Lineage: Eukaryota; Metazoa; Chordata; Actinopteri; Labriformes; Labridae.
UCAAGGCGCCGUUCAUCAUGAGCUGUGUGGGGAGCGUCACCAAGGCGACGCUCAGGUUGGCAAACGCCACGGCAUCAAACACAAACGAGGUGCUCCACCUGAGCGGGCGGUAUGAGAUCGUGUCCCUGGUCGGCACUCUGAACCCGGACGCUCACCUUCACGUCUGCCUGGCCGACGCCGAGGGCGGCACGGUGGGAGGCCACGUGCUGGGAGGUCUGGAGGUGUUCACCACGGCCGAGGUGGUGAUCGGAGAGGCGACUCAGCUGCAGUUUGAGAGAGAGCUGGACGAGCAGACGGGUUUCCCCGAGCUCGUGGUCCAGCGGCGCUGACAGAGAGAGAGAGAUAAAGGAGAGGUCAGGUUCACCAGGUAACAGCUGCUGACUGUUCCCUCCUUUAAUGUGAAGGAGU